CAUCAGUACGCCCAGAGGGACUACAAAUACCAGUCCUUCCUUGGCUUUUGCCUUUACCAACUUUCCGACUUGUAGAAGAGGUACGUACUUGUCCGGCCUGAAGAAUGCUGAUCGCUCUGCUUCACGUCUUGUUCCUGGCCAGAAGUCUGACUGCGGGGCUGGUGCUAACCGGGGCAUGUGAGACAGACACGGACUGCAUGGGUGCCCGUGGAGAAGGCUGGUGCUGUGCUAAGUGGAACCCCGGCUCCACCCUGUCAGUGUGUAAGAAGCUGGGGGUAGUCAACGACAUGUGUCACACGACGGGCGAAGCUGUUCCCUAUCCCUUCGAUGGCAUACGGCAGUUCUGGCGCUGCCCGUGCGAGGCGAGCCUGGAGUGUGUUCCGAUCACGUCAGAGACCAGCAUCGGGCGGUGUGGCGGGUCUGACGCCGCUGUGGUCAAGCGCGGAAACGUCAACCACGUGUACGACGGGCUUAAUCGACUUGUAUUGGACAGCGAAUUUGAAAUGACCAGUCUCACUCGUUAAAGUAAAACAACGCUGUACAUGAACGCCACCCAGUGGCUACAAUAUGAAUCACAUCGGACACGCUUCUUUCCAGUUAGUCUUUCCAGAGAAAAGCCCUGAAAGUCAUGAAAUGGACAUUUGAAUCAUGACCUCAGAUGAAACAGUUGACAAUAGCUUGACUGCUGGCGGCAAGUAGAAAAGAACAGCUGUGAAUAGAUUAUCCUGUGAUUGUCAAAUAGAUCUGUUAUAUUCGAUAGGAAAACAGCUUACAAAUGAUUUAGCUGACAAACGGAUUAUGGGCCUUUGUUUUUACGGAAAGAUACGGUACAAUUCUCAGCAAACUUCCAUGUGGGUUAU
This is a messenger RNA of Branchiostoma floridae (Florida lancelet), 860 nucleotides long. Its product is annotated as prokineticin Bo8-like. The record is from RefSeq and is a predicted model, not a curated record. The transcript is spliced from 3 exons. NCBI's taxonomy places the organism in Eukaryota, Metazoa, Chordata, Leptocardii, Amphioxiformes, Branchiostomatidae. The coding region runs from base 105 to 524 and encodes 139 amino acids.